AUGGGAUUUUCACAAUAUUCUGGAUUUGGUUAUUUUUCUCAGAUUCAUGGAAUUUUGAAUGCUGUGAGCUGGGGAAUUCUGUUUCUAGUUGGAGUCAUAUUUGCAAGGUAUACGAGAACUUUCCACUCUGCAAAUCCGGCAUGGUUUUAUCUUCACACUUCCUGCCAAUUAUCUGCAUAUGUUAUUGGGGUGGCUGGCUGGGGAACUGGUCUUAAGCUUGGAAGUGAAUCCAAGGGGUUCCAUUUCACUACUCAUCGUGAUUUGGGAAUUUCCCUCUUCUGUCUUGCAACUGUCCUAAUAUUUGCAUUGUUCCUGAGACCAAAAAAGGAUCACAAGUACCAAUUUUACUGGAACAUCUACCACCACAGUAUUGGAUAUGUUGUGUUAGUUAUUGGCAUCAUAAAUGUGUUCAAGGGUCUAGACAUCUUGGAUCCUGCAAAGAAGUGGAAAUCAGCUUACAUAGUUGUGCUUGCUGUGUUAGAAGCAAUCACUUGGGUGGUUGUUUUGAGGAGGAAAUCUGGGAGGUCGACCAAGCCUUACGAUGGAUCCAACACCAUGUAA
Messenger RNA from Malania oleifera, 561 nucleotides. RefSeq names its product cytochrome b561 and DOMON domain-containing protein At3g25290-like. Lineage: Eukaryota; Viridiplantae; Streptophyta; Magnoliopsida; Santalales; Ximeniaceae. The transcript is spliced from 2 exons. The record is from RefSeq and is a predicted model, not a curated record. Bases 1 to 561 code for a protein of 186 amino acids.